GUGAACCCCUCCACAGCUCGUGUCCGCUCCCUCCCUCUCCUCGCUCUACGCCAGCUGUACGUCAGAGCUGACAUGACGACCGAGACCCCUCAGCAGCAGCUGGACCCUCCGCCUUCUCUGAGAUCCAGCCCGGCGUCCGGCGUCCUGCACCCCGCCAUGCUCAGCUCGCAGGCCGCCUCAGAAACUUCGUCCUCGGGCGUGAAAGGGAAAAAGGCGAGUUCGGGUUUGAGGCGGCCGGAAAAGCCUCCCUACUCCUACAUCGCUCUCAUCGUCAUGGCGAUCCAGAGCUCCCCCACCAAACGGCUGACCCUCAGCGAGAUCUACCAGUUCCUGCAGGCUCGCUUCCCGUUCUUCAGGGGUUCAUAUCAGGGCUGGAAGAACUCGGUCCGGCACAAUCUCUCGCUCAACGAGUGCUUCAUCAAGCUGCCCAAAGGGCUGGGCAGGCCGGGGAAGGGCCACUACUGGACCAUCGACCCGGGCAGUGAGUUCAUGUUCGAGGAGGGCUCGUUUCGACGCAGACCCAGAGGCUUCAGAAGAAAAUGCCAAGCUCUGAAGCCCAUGUACCGGAUGAUGAACGGCAUCGGCUUCGGAACCUCCAUCCUCCCGCAGAGCUUUGACUUUCAGCCUCCGUCCAGCCUCGCCUGUCACGGGAACAGCUACAACUUGGACAUGAUGAGCAACUCCAUGGCUGGGGGGUACGAGAGCCUGAGCGGCGGCCACCACGUCCCUCACAUGUCCCCGAGCCCCGGCUCCACGUACAUGGCGAGCUGCCCCGUCCCCCCGAGCGGAGAGUACGGGCCGGACAGCAGCAGCAGCCCGGUUCCGUCCUCUCCGGCCAUGGCCAGCGCGCUGGACGGACACUCCCCGUACGCCAGCACAUCGGCGCACUGGGCGUCCUCCGGCGGGCCCCCCUACAUCAAACAGCAGCCUCUGGCCUCCAGCAGCGCGGCCUCCUCGGGUUUACACUCCGGGGUGUCUCAUUAUUCUCUGGAGCAGAGCUACCUCCAUCAGAACGGCAGGGACAGCCACUCCAGCGACAUCUCAGUGGGGAUCCCGCGCUAUCAGAGCCACUCGUCCGUGUGCGACAGGAAGGACUUUGUGUUGAACUUUAACGGCAUCUCGUCCUUCCACCCGUCGGCCGGCGGCUCCUACUACCACCCCCACCACCACCACCCGCACCACCACCCGCAGAGCGUGUGUCAGGACAUCAAACCGUGCGUCAUGUGA
Messenger RNA from Nematolebias whitei (Rio pearlfish), 1227 nucleotides. Its product is annotated as forkhead box protein F2-like. Gene Ontology annotation, biological process: animal organ morphogenesis; regulation of transcription by RNA polymerase II. Lineage: Eukaryota; Metazoa; Chordata; Actinopteri; Cyprinodontiformes; Rivulidae. Bases 73 to 1227 code for a protein of 384 amino acids. The transcript is spliced from 2 exons. The record is from RefSeq and is a predicted model, not a curated record. Gene Ontology annotation, cellular component: nucleus. Gene Ontology annotation, molecular function: DNA-binding transcription factor activity, RNA polymerase II-specific; RNA polymerase II cis-regulatory region sequence-specific DNA binding.